Molecule: messenger RNA, 1350 nt
Organism: Penicillium verrucosum
Lineage: Eukaryota; Fungi; Ascomycota; Eurotiomycetes; Eurotiales; Aspergillaceae
Exons: 1
Coding region: 1-1350 (449 amino acids)
Source: RefSeq, a predicted model, not a curated record
AUGAAGGACAAUGUUCUAGUCGGGGUUCUUCUGGCGAUAGCAUUCGUCACCCCAGCCUUCGCGUGGUUGUUCUACAUUUGGCAUCGAUCACAUGUGGCCCGAAUGCAUCAAGAAGGCCAAAUCUUCGGCAGAAUAAACAGAGAUCGCACCCAGGCCAACUAUGAGCCCGCGAACAGAGCCCAAGGUCCAAUAUUUGAACCCUACUUUACCACUAGCGGGUGGGUUCGCCCAAAGACCAGAGGAUUAUCCCAUGACCUGCGCCCGCCACAGUAUGUUCACCCCCGGCAGCCCACGUUUACCAGAUACCCGAUUUCUGACCAUCAUUUCCAAGGACCCAACGGAGUGAACAUCCAUAGUCCUCCCCAUACGGUGAACCAGCAGCUGAACCCGUUAUCCAAACGGCAGCAAAGGAAACAACGGGCGCUGCAGAACAGACAAAAGUACCAACAGGAGAGAGAGCAGCAGCAAAGUCAUAAUGAGCAACGAGGCAAGGAGAACCGAUACCAGCGCAAACAGAAAAACAAGAACCAAGGCCAGAACCACCCGAGAUCCCCCACUGCCCAGUCUCCCAAGGCGCAGGGGGGCCAGGGCGAGCAGGACGACUCGUGGGGAAACACAAAAGGACAGAAUGACCGAACUAGCAACCAUGGUGGAAGUGGCUGGGAAAAUGAGGAAGCCAAGCGGGACAACGAAGACAAUACUAGCCAGAACAACAACAAAAACGACCAAGGAGAGAAGAGAAAUAGUGGAUCGGGUUCCCCACGACGAGUCGCACGAGAAAAUCACAAUAGUCCACCGGAAAGGGGCUCUCGAUGGGACAACAACCGCCCUGCGUCUCCGGAUCGAGUGUCAGGAAACGACGCGGAUUUCCUUGGUGGUGCUUGGGGUCAGAGUGACCAUGGAAACAGCCAUUCACGGAGCAACCAUUCCAACGAAGACCACAAUCGCAACGAUGCAUGGGGAGAUGAUGAUACGAAAAGUUACCACAAGGGAAGCAAACGUGACCACGAUGCGUCUCCAGAGCGAAUGUCAAGAGGCCGAUCAAGUCCCAACCGUGACUGGGGAUACAAUAUCCAUGAGGAACGGGGCAACAGCCGCAACAGCCGCAACAGGUCCAGGUCUAACUCUUGGGGACAUGCCGAAGAACGCCGUGGCGGUGGCAGUCCAACCUGGAGUCAAGAUAGAAAUGUGCACCGGGACAAAAAGAAGAAGAAGGAGCGCUGGGAGAUUGAAUUAGAGGCAAAUGCGAAUUUGAAGAGAGGUCGUAGUCGAAGCCGCUCGCCCGAACGCUCGGAUGCAGAAUGGGACAAUCGCAGACAGGCGGACUGGAAAGAGACUCAGAAAUGGUGA